AUGAGAGAAUAUCGACUGCCCAUAGAGCUCACUGAGCAAGUGAUCUCCUAUCUUAUUGACCCAGGCUUCGACCCUGCCCCCUAUACCACUGUCAGCCGAGAGUGGCAGCUGAUCAUUGAGCAGCGCACCUUCAACACCAUCAAUCUGAAUUCAGAGCGACUAGCAGCGUUUAAGCAGAUCGUGGCUCAAAACACGCAACGCAAGACAUGUAUCCGCAACAUCAAUCUGAUUAUAGAUUUGGAACCAUAUAGCAUUGAGGCUCGUGCAGAGUUCGAGACUGCGGAGGAGCACCGCCGGAAUAAUGAACUCUUUGUCCCGGCAAUCCAGUCGCUGUUUAGCACUCUCGAAUCUUGGCCUGAAAAUGCAUAUGAGCCAGGCAUCAAUCUAUCAAUUGAAGCACUAUCUCCUAGCGAUGCUAUGGACCGUCAACGGUCAAGACAAGCUCGCAGAGAUCCGACAAAAGAUCUUGGAUGGCGGAGGUUUGAAAGGAGUUAUCUGCAAUUCAGCAAGGACCAUCUCAAGUGCCUUCCAGUGGUUCAUGCAGUCACAGCCCUCUCAAUGGGAGAUCUACAUCUUAGCCGGCUGAUCCUCCCAGCCUCAUGCGCCCUUAUUACAUCAAAGCUCCCUAGGUUACAUAGACUCAGUCUUAACUUAUCCGAUAAUGAAAAGCGAGACAAGGCUUUAAGGAAGCAAAAUCGAAAUGAUCUUGCUUGCCACUUUUAUCUCUUGCCUUCCUCAAUCAAGGAACUCUAUCUUCAGUUUACCAGCAUUCGUCCCCGAAAUGAGGACUCUACUCCUGCCAAUUUGGUAGAUGGGAAGAUAGAAGACCCCCUUAGUUCUUCAUUACGUGACUUUUCUCAGCAACUUACCUCCAUGAGCCUUAUCGAUAUUGUGGUGGGGAAAGAACUCUUCUGGCCUAUUAAUUCUAUGGAUGUAGAUGAUAUGCAGCUCCCCUCCUGGCCAAAUCUGACCACAAUUUACAUAGAAUGUGGGAUUACCACCCCAUCUGGGGAAUGGUUAUUUGAACGAGAUCCAUCAGAGGACGACGAUUUCGAGCCAAAUUUUGAACGUGACGAUUGCCUGCCAGAGCAUAAGCAGCGAGCGCCAGAGGAUCGUGUUCUAAACUCAUUCCGAGUGAAAGCAUCACCUAAGCUGAUGAAUGGCUUGUAUAUGUCCUCGGGCCGCGCGGCUCAGCGGAUGCCCCGGCUCAAGUUUAUGUCUAUCCAGACUAAGGAGGCUCGUGCCUAUCAUUAUUUUAAGUAUGAGGUCGAUGGAACAACUGUCGAUGGAAUGACUGCGAAGGCAACCUGGGACGCCAUGGGCGUGUUUACGCCAGAUGAUACGGUAUUGCAGGCUUGGAGAGAUGCUGCCUUUCAGCAUACAGGGGUGGAGUUGGAAGUACGGUUGACAGAUUGGGCGAACCCUGUUUAA
Molecule: messenger RNA, 1431 nt
Organism: Penicillium verhagenii
Lineage: Eukaryota; Fungi; Ascomycota; Eurotiomycetes; Eurotiales; Aspergillaceae
Exons: 2
Coding region: 1-1431 (476 amino acids)
Source: RefSeq, a predicted model, not a curated record